CCAGCGGGUCCAACUCCUCCGGUCUGUGUGCCUUCCUCCUAACGGUGAUUUCUGUGAUAUUGAUUGUCGUGACGUUACCAUUCUCGAUGUUCCUCUGCAUCAAGGUGGUGCAAGAGUACGAGCGAGCCGUCAUCUUCCGCCUUGGUCGUCUGGUCAAGGGCGGCGCUAAAGGACCUGGCAUCUUUUUCAUUAUUCCAUGCAUUGACAGCUACUGCAAAGUUGACCUGCGAACAGUCUCAUUUGAUGUGCCACCUCAGGAGAUUCUCUCUCGCGACUCGGUCACCGUCUCUGUGGACGCCGUCGUCUACUUCCGCAUCAGCAACGCCACCGUGGCGGUGUCCAAUGUGGAGGACUACGGCAGAUCAACUCGUCUGCUGGCGGCGACCACCCUGCGAAACGUCCUCGGCACGAAGGACCUCUCACAGAUUCUCAGCGAACGAGAGUCGAUCUCGCAUGUGAUGCAGUCCAGUCUCGACGAGGCCACCGAUCCAUGGGGCGUCAAGGUCGAACGGGUGGAGAUCAAGGACGUCCGUCUGCCUGUGCAACUGCAGCGGGCCAUGGCCGCAGAGGCAGAGGCGGCUCGCGAGGCUCGCGCCAAGGUCAUUGCCGCAGAGGGUGAACAGAGAGCUUCGCGAGCACUGAAGGAGGCCGCCGAGGUGAUGUCGGGCAACUCUGCCGCUUUGCAGCUGCGCUACCUGCAGACGCUGAGCUCCAUUGCUGCGGAGAAGAACUCGACCAUCGUUUUCCCGAUUCCAAUGGAACUGUUCAAUGGAUUCAUUUCCAAGUCAUAA
Molecule: messenger RNA, 791 nt
Organism: Rhagoletis zephyria (snowberry fruit fly)
Lineage: Eukaryota; Metazoa; Arthropoda; Insecta; Diptera; Tephritidae
Product: mechanosensory protein 2-like
Cellular component (GO): plasma membrane
Source: RefSeq, a predicted model, not a curated record